AUGUCGAUGUUCAGACCAGCUGGAGAGAUAUCAUCCUCGGAGUCUGAAUUUGAAUCUGAAACAGAUUCAACCCCCGGCAAUGGGAGAGAAGAUGAGAGGAGUAGAUCAAGUGAACAAUCGAGAAAAAAACUAGACUCGGAAGGAUGGGACCCGUCAAAUUCACUUGAGGAUGUCUCGGCGCUAUCCCAAGGUGCGAUGGACACCAAUAUAGAUCACCACGCAAAUGUCAUGACAGCCGCAUUACUUGAAUUUUACUGUCAGAGUCGAGCUGUCGAUAUCCUCAAUGCUCAGCAAGGCUCCAGUCGAAAUUUCACCCGUCAUAGCCCUGAGGUCCAGUACCUGGGAAGGCAGUUGUACAAAUUUAAAUCGCAGUUUUUGGCAUCGCACGGUGUCAUGCCAGAAGGUAUUGAAAAUGAAGAAUUGGGUCCAACGAGACAGCGCUACCGGGACAAUCUUGAUUUGCUCGGUAUUACAGCCCUUGAGAAGAUCGAUUUGAACUCGCCUGUGAAAUCACCCAUCGAGGGUCGUGAUGAGCUCGCGUUGGUCUCAAGACCACCGCUCAAUCACCAAGAAGGAGGCGAGAAUACCGGUCGAUUUUGGCGAAGAGAAGAAGAGAAUAUGCAGCUUCCGCCUAUCGAUCGUAUUGAUGGCCUUCGAGGUAUUCCCAGCAUUCCAAGAAACCUUUCCACCUCAUCAAUGCCCCUUUUUGGAAGCUCACCAGUGAGCGUCCCGUUAUUUAAUGGAUCUGCAGGUCCGCCAUAUAACCACAUGUCGCGGUAUUCCGUCGAAUUCAGCGAACUCAAAAUUCUGGGUCGCGGAUCAUUUGGCGAGGUUUAUCAAGUCAAAAACCACAUCGAUGGCCAGGAAUACGCGGUCAAGAAGAUUCCGCUCAGUCAGCGAAGGCUUGAGCAGUUACAGUUUGGUGGUCAGAACCAGCUAGAGACCAUCAUGAAAGAGAUUCGAACACUUGCUCGCCUGGAGCAUUCGAACAUCGUUCGGUACUAUGGCGCUUGGGUUGAGCAGGCACAUGUUUCGAGCCAAAUACCAUUCAAACCAAAGCCUCAACCCAGAUAUGAGCCUUCUCAAUUUCAUGAACCCAGCUAUGGUGGAACCAAUGAACCAAGCAUGGGGAUCGUCUUUGAACACUCCGAGAAUUCCACUACGGGAUCACAUAUGAGCUCUGUGCCCGAUGAGCACAGCUUCAAUGAUAGAAUUGAACGAUUAGACAGCCAUGCAACAUCAUCCUCCCGUCAUACUCGAAAGAGUUCAAAUGUGGAGUUGGAGGAUGAGGAUGAUAUCGAGUCUAUACCCCGAAAUUUCGACAACCCUUCCUAUGGGCAGACAUCCUCUUUCGGAGAGACUGAUGAUAUUUUUACGGAUGGCUUAAGUCAAGAUCACUCGAAGAUGGUACAACACCGCUACGGACCCGGUCACCAACCGCCAGCAGUCAUUCUACAUAUCCAGAUGUCGCUCCACCCGAUCUCUUUGAACGCUUACCUCAAUCCUCAGUCACCUGAAAAGAGUAAUAGCAAGGCCGGAACCCUGCCCAGGCGUCAUUGCUUCCAUUUGGUGCCAUCCUUACGGCUUAUCCUGGAUAUUGUCUCGGGGGUCGAAUAUCUUCAUUCGAAAGGGAUUGUUCACCGCGAUCUCAAACCCGCCAACAUUUUCCUCUGUGCCCCCGAGACUUAUGCUCUAGAAAGCUGCUCAAAAUGCUUUUCUGGUGGUGAAUCGCCGACACAUUACUGCCGUCCUCGAAUUGGUGAUUUUGGUCUUGUUGCGGAUGUUUCGCGUUUGAAUGACGGCUCGGCAGAUGGUGCGGUGACUCCAUUCCGCGAGGGCCCCAAGAUCCAGCGUGUUGUUGGGACCGAGUUUUACAGACCUCCUAUCAACAUAAGUCCCUCCGAGUCACAAUCUGAAUACUUUGAUGAGUACAGGAUUGACGAAAAACUCGAUGUUUAUGCCCUCGGAGUCAUUCUAUUCGAGCUUCUCUACCAAUUAAAUACCAAAAUGCAGCGACAGAUGGUCUUGAACGAUCUCACUCGCGGGUCAACUUCCCUGCCUGAUGAUUUUGCUUGCCGGAUCGAUCAUGGUGAGACGAAGCUGGAUACCGGAGAAGCGGUGGCUGACUCCUUGAUCACUUGUAUUCAAGGAAUGUUGACGCCACAAUCACAGCUGCGGUGGACUUGUCAGGAUGUGAAGGAACACUUGCGUCGGAUCUAUAAAUCCGUCAAGAAACUACAGUAG
Penicillium longicatenatum is the source of this 2244-nucleotide messenger RNA. RefSeq names its product putative protein kinase. Lineage: Eukaryota; Fungi; Ascomycota; Eurotiomycetes; Eurotiales; Aspergillaceae. Gene Ontology annotation, biological process: protein phosphorylation. The record is from RefSeq and is a predicted model, not a curated record. The transcript has a single exon. Gene Ontology annotation, molecular function: ATP binding; protein kinase activity. Bases 1 to 2244 code for a protein of 747 amino acids.